CGCGGCAAGAUGCAGCUGUUAGAGGUAAGUUUAGUUGAUUGUAUAAUAGCUGAUAGCAGCUGGACUCGGCCACUUUUCGAAAGUUAACGCCAUCUCUGUAACAUAUGUUGUACUAAUAUAGACAAAGAGUUGUACCUAUUUCAAAUCAACUCUGUUCGUUUGAUUGUCAAACAUUUGUAAUAAUUACCAUUAAAAUAAUAAUAAUAAAAUCAUAUCAGAUGAAGCAUCAAUCACAAUCCAUUAAAAGCAAACGGUAAACCAAUAUUUUAAAAUGGAAAAGACUAAAAUAAAUUAUUAUGCAUAUAAAAUGCAUAAGAUAUUUAUGGCUAAGUUGUAAAACAACAACAAACAAAACGGAAAAUUUACUGGCGAUAAGCAAUACAAUAUUCUGGGUGGGUUAGUGGGCAAUAAUCUCAGAAGAUGUUUUAUCUGUGUCUAUUCAGUCUAUUGACUAUUCCCAGUUCUAUAGUCUAUUCCAUCAAAAUUCAUCAAAUCAAACGGAUCAAACACGUACACCCCAAGUUUUUACUCGUGUCUAUUACAGCUAAUUAAGUUUUAAGUGGUUUAGCAUAAUAUUGUGUACUGGUUUGUUCACAAAAAUAUGCCUCGUAAACCGUGUUAUUGGACGCGUAAAUUAGAAUUAGAAUUAGUCGCGUUCGUUCACCAAAGAGAUUACAUAUGGCGGCCGGUUGGGAACACGAAUCAUCAUAUUCAGCAGAAAUACAAAGCUUACGCGGAGUUUGCAGCCAGGUUGGGACGAGGAUUUACAGCGCGGUCAGUUCGCGACCGUUGGGUGAAUAUAAGAAGUACAUUCAAUCACAACUUACGAAGAGUUGAAAGAUCCAAAUUGAAAGCCAAAAGUGUCGAUGAGGUUUAUGUACCCUGCUGGCCAUUGUGGAAACCUCUACAAUUUUUAAGAGAGGUCUACAAAAAGGAGGAUUUAAAUUAUGAGACCUAUCAAACUGUCCCAGGCAUUUAUAAAGAAUUAACAAACAAUUUAAAUCUCAAAGAAGAACAAAACUCUGAAGUUGAAAUUGAUUUAGAACUUAAUAUUCGACAAAGAGGUCAGCGAACAAAUAGACCUCGUCAUAAAACUGGUAUUCUGCAAAAGACAAAAAAAGCAUCUGAGUGUAAACAAGUUUUGGAUGAUCUGUUACAUGCUAUGAAACCUUUAGAUAUCCAACCUCUACCAGACAUGGAAUACUGGUUUUUUGGAAAGCAUAUCACUGAAAGAUUAAAUGCUAUGCGAACUAUUGAUGCAGAGGCCGCAUCAACUGAAAUCAUAAAUCUUUUAAAUAGUUCGCUGUCAACUGAACCAACUUAGUUUGCUUAAAUAUUUUCUUCUGGAUGCUGGUAUAAAACAAAAUGAAGUUUAAUGCUGACAUAUCUGCUAUUGAAGUAGAUAUAUUGAGAGUCUGAAGCGGCUAAAUUGGUUGAUUUGUUUGAUGUUUUAAAACAUUGUUGGUGUGGUUGAUUUGAUAUCAUUAUUGUUGCUUGUCUUUUGAGCUUGUGUGAUAGUUCUGAGUUCAAAAUAAGUAAUAGGUUAUGUAAAAAACAAAUAAAAAGUAUUUGUUUAUAUUUUGAUUCCAAAGUGAAUGUGAAAUUCAGUCAACAGCUUAAGAUUUCCCAAAAAAGAAUGUUUUACUUACUUACUUACUUAAAUCAGUCGAAGAAAUACUUAUAAAUAUACUUCGAAGGCAACUGUGCGUUUGGCUGGGUCCUGUGUCCUUUGGUUGUUGUGUCAUGUCACCAAUGUCAUUUGUCUAUUCAAACUUUGUUUAAUAGAGGUAAAAAUCAAUAUUCUGCUAUUGGUCAAACAUGGUUGUAUGUUGAUUUAUUCUGCAGUUGUUAAUUUGAUUUUUAAAUACUAAAAGUCAGAAACUCUUAGCAACAUUUCGAAUAUAAAGUGUUAUUAGGUGUCUUAAGACUCUUCAUUACAAGCAAAAGGAAGUCAAGGAUGAAAUCAAAAGUUUUUUAUUCAUAUUAAGUUAACUAUUAUAAAAACACUUGAAAUAUUUUAAUAUCAAAUAACACUUAAAUAGAGGUCUUUUUUUUUAAUCGGCGUAUAGACGGACUUCCCUAGCUAUUUGAGGUAAGUCCGUUAAGUGGUCAUCUUACAUUAAAUUUGAAUGAUCUUA
This is a messenger RNA of Trichoplusia ni (cabbage looper), 2138 nucleotides long. RefSeq lists its product as uncharacterized. Lineage: Eukaryota; Metazoa; Arthropoda; Insecta; Lepidoptera; Noctuidae. The transcript has 3 exons. Bases 602 to 1324 code for a protein of 240 amino acids. The record is from RefSeq and is a predicted model, not a curated record.